GCCCUUCUUCCACCCCUCUACACAGCAUGAAGCUCUACACCGACAAGGUUUCUGGCGACGAGAUGUUCUCGGACGGCUUUGACUUCAAGGACAUUGACGAUGUCGUCUACGAGGUCGAUGCCGCCAACAUUGUCGUCCAGGAGGGCGACGUCGACAUUGGAGCCAACCCGAGUGCCGAGGAGCAGCAGGAGGCCCUCGAGAAUGGCGGUCAGCAGGUCAUCAACAUCGUCCACUCGUUCCGCCUCCAGUCGACGACGUUUGACAAGAAGUCUUACCUCACCUACCUCAAGGGCUACAUGAAGGCCAUCAAGGCUAAGCUCCAGGCCGAGAACCCAGAGCGGGUCGAGGUGUUCGAGAAGAAGGCCGCCGAGUUCGCAAAGAAGAUCGUCGGAAACUUCAAGGACUACGACUUCUACACUGGCGAGUCGGGCGACCCGGAGGGAAUGGUUGCGCUGCUCAACUACCGCGAGGACGGUGUCACGCCCUACCUCAUCUUCUGGAAGGACGGUGUCAAGGAGCAGAAGAUCUAACGGGACACACACCGACUGUAAAUCAAGGAAAGCAAGGCAAAUCCCGAGGAUGGCAGGGGGCUACCGCAUGAAAAGAAGAGGCCAAUCCACCAAAUAUCCCUACACUCCCAAUCUACCGCUCAAAAGGCC
Acaromyces ingoldii is the source of this 659-nucleotide messenger RNA. RefSeq names its product putative translationally-controlled tumor protein. The record is from RefSeq and is a predicted model, not a curated record. Gene Ontology annotation, cellular component: cytoplasm. Gene Ontology annotation, molecular function: calcium ion binding. The coding region runs from base 27 to 530 and encodes 167 amino acids. NCBI's taxonomy places the organism in Eukaryota, Fungi, Basidiomycota, Exobasidiomycetes, Exobasidiales, Cryptobasidiaceae. The transcript has 5 exons.